This is a messenger RNA of Amphimedon queenslandica, 975 nucleotides long. RefSeq lists its product as uncharacterized. The record is from RefSeq and is a predicted model, not a curated record. Lineage: Eukaryota; Metazoa; Porifera; Demospongiae; Haplosclerida; Niphatidae. The transcript is spliced from 4 exons. Bases 105 to 896 code for a protein of 263 amino acids.
AUGACAUUCCAUCACCUGUAUAAAUGCACAAUAUUAUUAUAUUAAACUUAGUUAUGCAGUGUAUUUGUUAAUUGAUAGAGACAGACUAUGAAGCAGUAGAAGAUAUGGAAGAAGAAGUGGUAGAGGAAUGGAAAGAAGAAGAGAAAGAGACAAAAGAUUGUGAUGAAGAUAUUAAUCCACCACUGUUUGAUCCUGAGGUGGCUGUGGAGCUACAAGUAUCAGAUCUUGAUUUAGAAUCAGCGAUGCCUGAUGCUCCAGCUACUUCAACUACUCACUCUUGUGAUGACAUGAGAAAGGAAGACCUACAGGAGGAAGAAGAAUUAUCAAAGUUCUUUGAACAUGGAUGUGGUUGCUCAGAUAAUUGCUAUGCACUGUUCAGUCACUCUUACAUAAAAACAUAUAGAUGUGACAUACAAGCCAUCGCAAAGCCUGUUCAAGAAAUUGCUAUUAUGAGUCAAAUGGCAGCAACAUCUACCAUGGGGGGAUUGUCGACAGGCAACCACAGGAGACAGAAAGAGGGAAAGAGGCAAUUUUUUACGUUCAUGCAUCAAGGUCAUAAGAUAUGUAGAGUAACAUUUCUGAAGCUACAUGCAUGUGGCAAAAGCAGGUUUGAGGAAGUCAUAAAAAACUACAGAAUGAAUGGAUUAAUACCAAGAGUUCACGGAAAUGCUGGAAAGACACCAAACCAUGCUUUGACUUAUGAUGAUAUUCUCCGGGUUGUUGCUUUCAUCAGAAAUUACGCUGAAGUCCAUGGAAUCAGUCUUCCUGGAAGAAUACCUGGAAUGAAAAGUUACGAGAAUAAGAAGUUCUUACCAUGCAGUACAUCUAAAAGGCAGGUAUACUUAGAGUAUGCGGAAUCAUGUGAAGGGCUUUAUGUCAUGUUAACUUUAUGUUAACUUUAAGACUUGGAACAGUUUCGGCCAGCUCUUAAAAGACAGCUGGAACUAAUAGAGGAAGGAAGGAGGGAGAGAGGAG